Messenger RNA from Dendrobium catenatum, 2207 nucleotides. Its product is annotated as protein IQ-DOMAIN 1. The coding region runs from base 529 to 1968 and encodes 479 amino acids. The record is from RefSeq and is a predicted model, not a curated record. NCBI's taxonomy places the organism in Eukaryota, Viridiplantae, Streptophyta, Magnoliopsida, Asparagales, Orchidaceae. Gene Ontology annotation, molecular function: protein binding. The transcript is spliced from 5 exons.
AUCCGAACUUGAAGAACGGCAUCGGUACUGAACUUUUUUUAACUUUUUAGUUUUUUAUUUUUUUAUUUUGAAGGAGAGUUAAAGCUUGGAUUCGCAGAGGUUUUGACAUUAUGUGAUUUUUUUUCAUGUUUUUAUGUUGCUUUCUUUUUUUCUAUUUUCCUUUGCGCGCUCGACUAUCGAGGUGAGCAGUGUUUUCUUUGCCCUUUGAUGGGGUAUUGAAACUUUACUGAAAAGAGCUCUUUCUGCGAGGAAAGUGGGGUGGGAUCUGCUCCGUGAUUAAUGAGGCGUUAUGUUUUCCGAUAAAGACGCAAUUUUCAGGUCGCUUUCUGUUGUUUGCAGCGAAAUCUUGAGAGUUAGCGGUUUGGGGUUUUGAAGGGUUUUGGCUCGAGAGGUUAAUUUGAGAUGAUGGGCGUUUCAGGCUCGCGGAUUCGUUUGUUCAUGGAUUGAUGCAACAAUUUUUUCUUGGAUGUAUUGAUUCUGAUUCCAGAUGGUUGUGGAGUGAUGAUGUAAGAGGAAGAGGAGGAAGAAAUGGGAAAGAGAGGCAAGAAGUUUCUCGGCGCAAUUAAGAGGAUCUUCAGUCCCGAAUCCAAGGAAAAGAAAGGCGAGAAAUCAAAUAAAUUGGGUUUGGGGAAAUCAAAGCAUUCUAAUCCAUACUUCUCUGAGAAAUCCCCCCAAAAUACUGCUCCAGUUGUGGUUUCGCCAUCUCCUCAGCCAGUACAUCCACUGCCGCAGUCAGAAGAGAUCAAAUUGGCAGAAACAGAGCAAAAACAGAGAAAACAUGUGUACUCUGUUACAACAGCAAGUGUGGCUGCAGUUGCUGCAACUCAGGCAGACGCCGAGGUUGUUCGUUUCAGCAGCUCUGCAAAUUUUAAUGGAAAUUCAAGAGAAGUUGCUGUUAUCAAGAUCCAAACUGUUUUUCGUGGAUAUCUGGCAAGGAGAGCUUUGCGGGCUUUGAAAGGGUUGGUUAGAUUAAAGUCACUCAUUCGUGGAAAUGCUGUCAAGCGUCAAGCGGCUACGACAUUACGUUGCAUGCAAACACUGGCCCGAGUCCAAUCACAGAUUCGGUCAAGGAGGAUCAGGAUGUUAGAGGAGAAUCAAUCUCUUCAGCAGAAGCUUCUGUUAAAACGUGAAAAAGAACUUGAGAGUAUACUGCAGAUGAGCGAAGAAUGGGUUGACAGCAUGCAGUCCAAAGAACAAAUUGAAGCAAGUCUUUUAAGCAAGCAAGAGGCUCUUGUGAGAAGAGAAAGAGCACUGGCUUAUGCAUUUAGUCAUCAGUGGAAGAACCCUUCAAGGUCAGUGAACCCAACGUUCAUGGAUACCAACAACCCACAAUGGGGCUGGAGCUGGCUUGAGCGUUGGAUGGCAGCGCGACCAUGGGAGAACCGGAGCACCACAACAGACAAAGAGCUGAACAGCGGCCGUGCCUCUAUGAAGAGCUUCAAUGGAGGAGAGAUCAAUAAAGCAUAUUCUUGUCGAGACGGCAUUCUUGACCGAGCGAUGCCAAACACACCGCAGCGAUCAACACGCCCUCCUAGCCGACAGUCACCAGCAACACCCCCCUCCAAAGUCAUAUCAGAGGCCAGCAAGAUCAAAUCUGCAAGUCCUAGAAAUUGCUGGCAUCCAUCAGAUGAUACAAAAAGCAUGAUUAGCUUACAGUCAGAGAGACCAAGGAGACAUAGCCUAGCUGGAUCAUCUCUUAGAGAUGAUGAGAGUUCAACAAAUUCAGUGCCACUACCGAGCUACAUGGCUCCAACCGAGUCAGCCAGGGCAAAGAACAGGUUCCAUGGCUUACUGGGUGAUAUUAUGAUUGAGAGUACUACUGGUAAAGAUUCAGCAAACUCAGUGAAAAAGAGACUAUCUUUCCCUCCCUCACCUGCUGCAGUAAAGCGGCACUCAGCCCCCACCAGAGUGCCUGCUUCAGUUGCUGUGAAAUCAGAACGUAAUGGCAGCAAUAUGGAGAGCAGGUAAUAACUUUAAUUCUAGGUGUCAAUAUAUAUAUAUAUAUAAGAGUUGAGUGCAUUGUAGCAGCUUUGUUCAUAGAGAUUCAGAGAUUGGUUUGUUGAUAUGUUGCAAUUUCUAGCUUUGUUUGCAACAAUGACCGACUAAUUUGUUGCUGAUGGUGUUGAGAGAAUUUGAGUGUGUUUUAACGACAAGAUAUUGAUCUUUUGGCUUUAGUGGAACUAUCUGCGACUAAAUCCUUUAUUGAA